UGAUUCAACAGAAAGCUCAUCUCUUUUUUUGAGUUUGUUGCUUUUUGAGUGUUGUUUUUUUCUGAAGCAGUGCACUGCUCUGACACACUCUGUGGCCACAUGAUUGCUGUAUCUAACAUGGGGAUGCCAGAGGGAACAGAUUUCCAGAAGAGCUACAACAGAACCAUCCUUGGCAACAACAACUGGCAGUUAGGUUGGAUUAAGUGGAACAUGAAACCACUGUAGGGCAGAAAAGUAGAUGACUCGGACUGUAAAUUAAACAGAAGAUGGAGUUAUGGAAACAGUCAGCUGGCAUUCCCCUAUUCUGCUGAAAAGGUAGCACUUGAAAAUUUUUGUUCACAUCCCAGAUUUGAAUCUCUGAUGUGCUGCGUAUGCACAAGACUGAACACCUGAGCGUAUCUGCCUCAUUUGUUGUAUAUAAAAGAAAUUUUUUAAUGGUACGUGCUUCUAUUGAAGAUGAUCAAAGAAAGAAUUCAGGAUUUUUAGUGCGGAGUAGGUUCUUCCUCAUGUGACAGAAGCCAGUCUUAGUAGAAAGAAUGUGAAAGUAAAAAGGUCAAUAGAAUUGUAGUCCAGCGUGCCUUCUGGGCUAACCCAUCAGCCGAGGAAGGAAGUUCAAGAAAAAGCCUCUGUUUUUAAUAUGCAGUUGGACUUAACUGGGGCAGUUCCCAGCCUUAUAGUUGCCUUUGUUGUUGUAGCUAAUGGGGAUCGCCAGGGACGCAAAAGGUCUUUAGUUUUACCAUCAGUGGGAGCUUUGAUUGCUGAUAUUUGCCUCACUGUAAUAUCAUAUUUUUCCUUAUCACUCUCUAUCCUAUUUGCGGUUGCAUUUAUUACUGGACUGUUUGGGAGUAUGGCAGCUUUCCUUGGAGGAGGCUUUGCUUUUAUAGCAGACGUGUGUCAUGAUGAGAAGCAGAAAACAACACGAAUAGCUGUGGUGGAUUUGAUUUUUGGAGUUGUAUCUGGAUUGGCAGGACUGUCAUCUGGCUACUUUCUAAGAGGAAUAGGCUUUACAUGGACAUUUGUGACAGCAUCUCUGCUUCAUGUUGUUAAUAUUAUCUAUAUUAUAUUUUUUCUGGAAGAUACAGUAGGCGUAUCUGAAUUUCAGCACGAGGCACCAAUAUCCUGUAAAGAACUUCUUAGAGAGACAUUUUCUGGAGUGUACAUGCUUUUUAAAACUGCCCCUUAUAAAAAGAGAAUUUUAAUAAUUGUGUUACUUUUUACAUUUAUGACUUACUUGUUUACUAUGGUUGGUGGGAGUUCGCUUUUUACACUGUAUGAACUGGAUGAGCCACUCUGCUGGAAUGAAGUAUACAUUGGAUAUGGAGCAGCUGCGUUCACUUCUGUUUCUCUGACCAGUUUUUUAGGAGUUUACUUAUUUUCUAAAUGUCUCAAAGACAUUUAUAUUGUCUUUAUCGGGAUAUUUUCUUACGUUGGAGGAAUGGUCAUGGCUGCCUUUGCCAGAACUACCCUGCUCAUGUUUUUAGUCAGAGUGCCAUCUUUGCUCUGCUUUAUGCCUAUUCCUGUUCUCCGAUCCAUGCUGUCAAAAGUGGUUCUCGCUGGUGAACAGGGUGCUGUGUUUGCUUGUAUUGCCUGUUUAGAAGUUGUGACCGGCACUAUUUCACUUUCAGUUUUUAAUAUUCUCUAUGCAGCUACGGUUGCAUGGUUUUCAGGCUUUAGCUUCCUCCUAUCAGCAGGCCUUUGUCUAAUUCCACUGGCUGUCCUAUGCUGGCUUCUGUGCACAAGCUGGAAUGGGGAGGACUUGGCUCUGCUUGUACCUGAAGAAGUAUCCAGCAUAGAGAGCGUUGAUAGUUGAACAAAGGAUUCACCUACCUGGGUUUUCUGAUUUGACAUGUAGUGGCAGAGACCAUUAUGUCAUACAGAGACCAUAGAGAUAACACAACAGUUGCAGAUGCAAUCUCAAAGUGGCCCUGCAGCAAUGAGCACUAAAUUGGUAGCACUCUAUAUCCAGUCUCUUUUUAGCACUUGAAUAAAGCUAGCUCUUAUACUUAACUAUGCAAAUAGGCUGGCAAUGGAGAUUUUAAUGCUGCUUUCACCAUGAAGAAAAAAGUAAGGUAGGAUGAUACUCUCUUUCCACUUACCCUUUCUCAAGUUUGAGAAUGUCAGCUGUGGAUUGUGAUCCAUCUUCUAUCAUUCUAAGUGGGGUGACAGAGAGAAGCUUAUCAACUCGGAGGGUGCUGGCAAUUCUGCUGAAGCCAGUGGAGCUCACGCCAGCUGAGGAUGCAGUCCGCUGUGUACAUCUUAAAAGGCCUGUCUUAAUGGUGAAGCCCCCAAACCUGUCUAAAAUUACUAAACUAAAAGGUAGUUUUUUCAGAAAGGAACCAAACUGGAGGCAGUACUUGCAUCUGCUGUAAGUCGACUUACUGCUCUGCAGUUAGCAGAGAGUGUUUGUGCAAGUUUAAUGUAUGAUGUGUGGACCAUGCCUGUGACUUCGUUCUUAAAAUGGAUUUUCACACAGAACUGUCAUACUUAGAAAAUUUCCAGCUUGCAGAGUGUGAAGUUAGGCCUAUGCCUACAUUUUGCAGAGGCCAUAUUGCACAUUUAUUUUUAUCGUUUUCCAUAUAUUGGGGACUGCGUACAGACACUUCUAUCUUUUGUCCCAUAGGUAUUUCUUGUUGUCUAGUUAAGUAAGUUGGCUGUACUUAGCUUAAAUGUUUCUUCUAUUGAAAGGCUGUAAUAGCAUUUCUUUUCAGUGGAUCUUUGAUUAUUUUUUUAACAACCCUGAAAUGAGGUGACCAAAUCUGAAUCAUGCAUCUAAUCAUCUUGCAAUGAAUGCAGCAUAAUUUACAAGCACUUGAACAGCAUUUCUCAUUUUCAAAGCACUUUACAAAUGCUGUUAAGAACCUCCUUCCAUAAUAGAUAUUAUCCUCCCUGUUGCAGAGAGAGAGAAAUUAACAGAGAGGACAAGUGACUUGCCCAGGGCCACAGUGCAAACUGGUGAGACUGCCAAACCUAGGAAUCAGUUUCUGCAUUGACUCUUCACCUUUUUGCUUGAGAUCUUUAAGUAGAAAUUAUCCAGAGGAUUAGCUUUUGGAAUGCACAGCACAGCAGAAGCACAAAUACAACACCAUGUUAAGGACCACUCCCAUGUUUUUUUCAGAGAGAGUUUGACAGCCAAUACUGUUCUGAUCCCUGAAGGUACAGGUAGGUUGUAUGUGACUCUCUUCCCCCAAAACAGAUUAGGUAGAGAAAUCAAAAUGAUGUAAAGUGGUUGACAUUUACAGAAGGAAAACUCUAGGAAAGCAACUAUGAUGUGGGAACUGACUUCACAUGCACACAGCAUAGGAUAAAAGUGAAGACACACAUAGCAUAUGCUGUGUAAUCAGUGAUCUGCUCACAGCCAUUAAUAUCCAUCAUAUGAACAGAGUACUUCUGCAGAACUCCUCGGUGGUACUCCACCAAAAAAUAUUAGUACCACAUCAUGAUGAUACUAUUGUAGAUCCUUUUAGUUUGAACAACAGCAUUGUUUCCAAGCUAUGUAUUGUGAUCACAGAGAAGUUUGGAAGAGGGUUCAAAUAAGGUAAAGGAGAGUUUACACUGUCCAGGAGACUACUACCUACUCGUCACUGGUGAAAACAAUGGCAUUUAUCCAGGACAGGGGGAAUGAAUAUUUGCACAGCUAACAGCUAUAGCCAGCUCUUACGCUUCUGUCCUGAACUACCAAGGCUGAUGUUGGCAAUUAAAGAUCAUUAGCUUUUCCUAGCUAGUUUAGACACUAGCCAGUAAAUAAAACUGCUUAACUCUCCUCCCUUGAGGUGCCCAAGUUGCUGCCAACUUGUUGGAGAAGGAAGCUAUUUUACAAUAAUCAGUGGGUCCAAAACAUAAUGAGUACUUGUAGAGAGAUUAAGAAAACACUGAUGUGAAGGAUUUCAGCACAAAGAUUACAUUGUCUUCCUUGCCUCUUCAUUAUGCAGUUAUGUAAGGCUUUAUGAAAUUAACUAUUUCACACAAAACUGUCUGGAAAAAGUAAAGCAAAUGAAGAAGGGGUGUGCGCCUUCACUUCCUCUUCUUCAGUGCACACCUCUGCUAGCACUCGGAAGGUAGCAACAAAGCAAGCCAGUUCCGCAGUGGUGGUGUGUCGGUCCAAAUGAGAACAAGCACGUGCACUUCAGGAAUGGCUUUGUUAUGGUUUGAUUUUGCUGUACAAAGUACUUGCUGUUUGCAAAGUAUUUCUGGUAGACGCAACGUUUAGAACUGGCUGUAAGUUUAGGUCAAAACACAUGAAGGAUAUGAACUGUGUUUUUAAAGUGCCUAGCACAGUGCAAGCUGAGGAAACCAGGUACUAAUGAAUUUCAGAUUAUUAAAUCAAAAUCUUCCAAGUUUAUAAUAGUUGCUCUAUUUGUAUAUGAAUGCAAAUUAUUUUGACAUAAAUUAAUAAUGAAGUUUGUUUUUUUUAAACGCUA
Gymnogyps californianus (California condor) is the source of this 4418-nucleotide messenger RNA. RefSeq names its product solute carrier family 46 member 3 (gene SLC46A3). The transcript is spliced from 5 exons. Bases 638 to 1810 code for a protein of 390 amino acids. Gene Ontology annotation, molecular function: transmembrane transporter activity. The record is from RefSeq and is a predicted model, not a curated record. Gene Ontology annotation, cellular component: lysosomal membrane. NCBI's taxonomy places the organism in Eukaryota, Metazoa, Chordata, Aves, Accipitriformes, Cathartidae. Gene Ontology annotation, biological process: vacuolar transmembrane transport.